This is a messenger RNA of Closterium sp. NIES-67, 493 nucleotides long. The record is from the annotation of a GenBank genome assembly. NCBI's taxonomy places the organism in Eukaryota, Viridiplantae, Streptophyta, Zygnematophyceae, Desmidiales, Closteriaceae.
AGGUGGAGGCGGGCGAUGCAGGAGGGGGGGAGCAUGGGGCAACCCAUGGGGGGGGGAACGGUGGGCAGGGUGGUGGAGGGGGGGGGGGGGGGCGAGGGUGACCAGGAGUGGCAUCCCAAUGCGGAGGAAGAGGUGGAUGAGGUGUCAGGAGAUGGACCGGACAAGGGGAGGGGGAGGGGAAGGGGGAGGGGAAGGGGGAGGGGGAGGGCGAGGGGAGGGGCAGGGGAAGGGGGAGAGGGAGGGGAAGAGGUCGCGGCCGUGGUGGACCUGGUGGGGGAGGGCAGGGGCGAUUGCACUGGUUCGGCGUGGAAGCACAUGCGCUCGUUCCACAUGCCUCACCUACAGAUCUGGUAUCGCCUAUUCACUGAUCCCAACAAGCAGCCGGGGUUGGAGUUUCCGGCGAAGGGGUACCCGGGGGUUCCAGGCGGACCAGACCCGUGGGAGCACGCUGACGCAUACCCCGACCUCCAGAGUGCGGGCACGGGCGGUUCGG